Molecule: messenger RNA, 1035 nt
Organism: Seminavis robusta
Lineage: Eukaryota; Bacillariophyta; Bacillariophyceae; Naviculales; Naviculaceae
Source: the annotation of a GenBank genome assembly
AUGUACACGUUGGUCAUCUCAAUAUUCAUGCUGACAAUGACAGUAAGAGAGGGAUCUCCGUUCUCAAGCGAGGAAGCAACGUUUUGGAGAGCACUAACUGUGAUCUCCAUUGCAAUGACAUCGUGGGCGCUAGUUGCGUUCUUUCGAUUGGUAUCUGUUGACUUUGCUCAAAUUACAAACGGGGUCGUCACGACGGCCAAGAAAAUCAUGGCUUUUAUGCUGGCUUUUACGAUUGUCUUGGUAGCCUUUGCAGAGAUGCUCUACAUUUCCACCACUGGAACUGAAGAAUGCACCCGACAAUCUGACUUUUGCAAUUUCUUCGAUGCACUGCUGAAGGUCUAUACCAUGUCAGUUGGAGAAGUCAGCGAAGAUGACAUUCCCAAGAAUGGCUUCUCCAUCUUUCUCUACGUUGUAUUUGUCUACGCAGUUGUCCUCUUAUUGGCCAAUGUGUUGGCCUUCAUCAUUGGGAAUGAUAUCUGGAGUAAAGAACAAACGAGCCAGGGUUUCUGGUUGAACCGGAUGAACUAUCUCGCAGAAGUGGGGUCAGUAUUUGCUUCGAAGAAAAGGGAAAUAAAUUUCUUUGGGGGCAGGUGUGAAAUUGACCUUUGUUGCGAAGUCGACUGUUCAGCGGCGUCCAGCAGGACUUGGCAGAAAUUGACGUCGGUCUUUGAAGACAAGGGUCUAGGAACACUUUCGCCAAUGUUUUGGCUGACAAUGGUGCUGCGCUUUCUCUCGGCCAUAGCGUUAUCGCUGUGGGUUCUCAUAGGGCUAGGUUUCUUUGGAGCGUUUUGGCCUGCCAGUGUCAGAGAAUUUUUGUUUUGGGUUCCGACAAAGGAAGAGAAAGCCCAAGCAAAUAAGGAUGUUGCAGCCAAGAACACAACACAAAGUGUCUUGGAAUUGGAGCUCCAUCAAGUCAGAAAGGACAUGAAUGCUAUGGAAGAAAAGCUUUCAAAUGAAAUCAAGAGCAUGGAAGAAAAGCUUUCGAAGGUUUUGGCCUUGUUGGAAAACCAACAGAAGACGCUACCCGCAUCAUGA